This is a messenger RNA of Mesorhabditis belari, 1509 nucleotides long. NCBI's taxonomy places the organism in Eukaryota, Metazoa, Nematoda, Chromadorea, Rhabditida, Rhabditidae. The record is from the annotation of a GenBank genome assembly.
AUGGAUCGAAAGAUGAGAUUUAUUUGUCUACUGCUGAGCUUAUUUAUAUUUAUUCUUCACAUUCCAUGGGGCGAUUGUUCGGAGGCUGAGGAUCGUUUAAUGAUGGACAUUUUUCGGGGUUACAACUAUUUGAUACAACCUGUCAGAAAUCUUUCCGAGUUGCCGAUCGUUGUCAAAGUGGCAUUGCAAUUGGUUUUAUUGAUCAAUGUCGACGAAAAAGAGCAAGUGAUGCACACAAAUGUUUGGGUGACUUUGAGAUGGUACGAUUUUCAAAUGCGCUGGAAUCCGGUCGAAUAUGGAGAGAUAAGGAAUAUUCGAGUGUCACCCGAUAAAGUGUGGUUGCCCGAUAUUGUGCUGUUCAAUAACGCCGAUGGGACUUUUGAGGUUUCAUUUGAAUGUAAUGUCGUUAUUGAACAUGAUGGAUCGAUGCUAUGGGUGCCGCCAGCAAUCUACAAGAGCUCGUGUAUCAUUGACGUCGAAUAUUUCCCCUUUGACGAGCAAACAUGCUACAUGAUAUUCGGCUCGUGGACGUACAACGAGAAAGAGAUCAUUUUGGAGUUCAGCACCGCCGAAUAUGUUGACUUAUCAGAAUACUCAAUCUCAUCAAUCUGGGACGUAAUCGACGCACCGGCUUCUCUCGUCAACAAAAGAAGUCGGAUCGAGUUUCAAGUGAAGAUUAGACGGAAAACCCUUUUCUACACGGUCGUCUUGAUCAUUCCAACCAUUUUGAUGGCUUUCCUCUCAAUAGCCGUUUUCUUUUUGCCGACGGAUUCAACUGAAAAGAUGACUCUAGCGAUUUCCGUAUUGCUAUCAAUUGUCGUAUUCUUGUUGCUUGUCACAAAAAUCCUUCCUCCAACCUCGAGCACCAUUCCACUAAUGGCCAAAUACCUCCUAUUGACAUUUGUUCUUAAUGUAAUCACUAUUUUGACAACAGUUAUCGUCGUGAAUAUUUAUUUCCGAAGACCUGAUACAAAUGAGAUGUCACCGUGGAUAAGGAAAUUGUUUUUAGAUAUACUCCCAAUUUUUAUGUGCAUGAAGCGGCCAAAACGAGUGAAAAAGAGAAAAAAAGCGGAAAAGAGAGCCAGCGGGAUCAUCACCGAUUUGCCGGGUUUAGGCAAAUUCUCGAUGAACACUGCCGUCCACCAUCCGCAUUGUCAGAGUGCGAAUGGAAUGCAUAAAAAUCACCUUUGUCCUCCACCGGAGUCGGCGCAAAUUCAACGCGAUCCACAAACGUCGGCUUUCUAUCCACUCACAGCCGAUGCUUUACGGGCAAUCGACGCAAUCGAGUACAUCACUGAUCAUCUCCGGAAGAAAGAAGAGUUUAAAAUGUUACGAGACGAUUGGAAAUAUGUGGCGAUGAUUAUCGAUCGAUUGCUUUUGUACAUAUUUUUCGGGAUUACUUUGGGUGGAACGUGUGGGAUUCUCUUGGCCGCACCAAAUGUCUUUGAGGUGGUGAACCAAGAAGAGAUUCUCGAUAAAAUGCGCAACAUUUACUACAGUCCAAAAGAA